AUGCCUCGAAAAGCGAUUGACUCGCGCAUUCCCGCGCUGAUACGCAAUGGCAUCCAAGAGAAGAAGCGCAGUUUCUUCGUCGUGGUCGGCGACAGAGCCAAAGAUGUCAUUGUACAUCUUCACUACAUCAUGUCCUCCGUCGACAUCAAGCAGAACAAGUCCGUGCUGUGGGCUUACAAAAAAGACCUUCUAGGCUUCACCAGCCACCGAAAGAAGCGCGAAACCAAGAUUAAAAAGGAGAUCAAACGUGGCAUUCGAGAUGCAAACACCGAAGAUCCCUUUGAACUCUUCAUUACCCUACACAACAUCCGCUAUGUCUAUUACAAGGAGACGGAAAAGAUCCUUGGUAACACAUACGGCAUGUGUAUCCUGCAAGACUUCGAGGCAAUAACCCCCAAUCUUCUUGCUAGGACGAUUGAGACGGUCGAAGGCGGGGGUCUGGUUAUCCUACUUCUCAAAGGCAUGAAAAGCUUGAAGCAGCUGUACACCAUGUCUAUGGAUGUACAUUCGCGGUACCGGACAGAGGCCCAUGAUGAUGUCGUGGCUAGGUUCAACGAACGGUUCAUCCUGUCGCUCGGAAGUUGUGAGUCGUGUCUGGUGGUGGAUGAUGAACUGAAUGUUCUACCUAUCUCCGGAGGGAAGAAUGUUCAGGCUUUACCACCACCGUCCACGGAAGCCGAAAGCACGUUGCCCACUAAGAAAGAGCUGAAAGAGAUCAAGGACAGCCUAGCAGACAGCCAACCCGUUGGCUCUCUUAUAACUCUGGCAAAGACAGUGGACCAAGCCAAGGCACUGCUCACCUUCGUCGAUGCCAUCUCUGAAAAGACGCUGCGGAGUACAGUCACGCUAACGGCUGCCCGUGGACGAGGAAAGUCAGCUGCACUGGGUGUUGCUGUGGCCGCGGCGAUAGCGCACGGCUAUAGCAAUAUCUUCGUUACAUCGCCUAGCCCUGAAAAUCUGAAGACUUUCUUCGAGUUUGUCAUCAAAGGCUUUGAUGCCCUCGAAUACAUGGAUCACGUCGAUUAUACAAUUCUACAAUCGACCAACCCGGACUAUAACAAGGCCGUUGUACGCAUUAAUAUCCACAGACAACAUCGGCAGACCAUACAGUACAUCCAACCUCAAGAUGCACAUGUCCUGGGUCAGGCGGAACUAGUCGUGAUAGAUGAGGCAGCAGCAAUUCCUUUACCGCUGGUUCGAAAAUUGCUGGGUCCUUAUCUGGUCUUCAUGGCUUCAACUAUCAACGGUUAUGAAGGAACCGGGCGUUCCCUAUCCCUGAAACUCAUUCAACAACUACGCGAACGGUCAAGAGGUGGGGCGAACACCAAUAGAGACGGACUCGAGGUUGCCGACAAAGCCACUGGCAACCCAGCCAAAGAUGAUCCAAAAGUCUACACUGGAGGCCGAUCAUUAAGAGAGAUCACUCUUUCCGAGCCUAUUCGAUAUGCGCCUGGAGACGCAGUGGAGAAGUGGCUCAAUCGACUGUUGUGCCUAGAUGCAACGUUGCCAAAAUCCAAGAUGAACACCCAGGGCACGCCUCAUCCCUCGACAUGUGAACUAGUCCACGUCAACCGCGACACCCUCUUUUCAUUCCACCCCGUCUCGGAAAAGUUCCUACAGCAAAUGAUGGCACUCUACGUGGCGUCCCACUACAAAAACUCACCCAAUGAUCUUCAACUGAUGUCAGAUGCUCCUGCCCAUCAGCUUUUCGUGCUUAUUCCUCCCAUUCCGGAAGAUGCGAACAGACUGCCUGAACCAUUGUGCGUCAUUCAGGUCGCGCUGGAAGGAAGGAUCAGCAAGAAGUCCGUUUUGAACAGUCUUUCCCGCGGUCAAAGAGCAGGGGGUGACCUCAUUCCAUGGCUAGUCAGUCAACAAUUUCAAGAUUCCGAGUUUGCUGGAUUAUCUGGAAGCCGUGUCGUGAGAAUUGCCACCAACCCCGAAUAUCUAAAUAUGGGUUAUGGGUCCAGAGCACUCCAGCUCCUAGCCGACUUCUAUGAGGGCAAGAUUACUUCGUUAUCAGAGACUGAGGAAGCUACCAUUGAAGACGUCGAACAUAUGCCUCGGAUUACGGACGCUGAGCUGGAGGAAUCAACUCUCCUGGAUGACAACAUCAAAGUGCGGGAUAUCCAGCAGAUGCCACCUCUAUUCAGUAAACUUUCUGAACGUCGACCAGAUCGCCUAGACUACCUAGGAGUAUCUUUUGGUCUGACGCAGCCACUCCACAAAUUCUGGAAGAGAGCUUCUUUCGCGCCAGUUUAUCUUCGUCAAACAGCAAACGAAUUGACAGGCGAACACUCUUGCGUUAUGCUCCGACCUCUAUCAUCCAGCACAACCACUGAUAGCUCCUGGCUCGGCGCUUAUGCGCAAGACUUCCACAAACGAUUCCUUACUCUUCUGUCCUACCAAUUUCGUACAUUCGCCUCUGUCCAGGCCCUCUCCAUAUCUGAAUCCGCCUCACGAGCCACUUCCUCUUAUGCCGAGGCCACAUCCGGCGUGCUCCCACUCACGAAAUCUGAUCUGGACUCUCUAUUCUCCCCCUUUGACCUUGCCCGACUGGAAUCCUAUGCAAACAACAUGCUCGAUUACCAUGUGAUCCUGGACCUGAUGCCUUCGAUCGCGUAUCUCUUCUUCACGGGCCGUCUAAAGCUGCCGCCUUGCAACGUCAGCCUCUCCGGUGUGCAGCAAAGUAUUCUUCUCGCCAUUGGUCUGCAACGCAAAGACUUGUCUGACGUGGAAAGAGAGUUGAACCUACCUAGCAAUCAGCUGCUGGCCAUGUUUGUCAAGGUGGUGAGGAAGGUCAGUACGGCUUUCCGCGCUGUCAUUUCUGGUGCCGUGGAGGCAAAUCUGCUGGAUAAGAAAGACGCCGAACCCAACGGUGCCGCCGAGCCAAGAGUCGGCAGCCGCGUUGUUCAAGUUCCACCGACCGACGUGGAUCUGAGCGCCAACGAGGAUGAAAAUGGCGAGGAGGUUGACCCGGUGCUAAAAGAGAAGCAGAGAGCGCUCAUUGAUGCGCUGCCUCUUGACAAGUACGAAAUAACGUCCACCACCGUGGAUGACGAAGCAUGGGAAGCAGCGGAGCGUCAAGUCCAGGAGGCCGUGUUGAAAUCUGGAAAGAGUACAACCGUCAGCGUGAAGAGCCAGAAGAAGCGGAAAGCCGAGGAGGUCAAUGGAUACGAGGCCGACAAUCGCAAUGAGGUGGACGGAGAAACGCAUAGGAAGAAGGGGAAGAAAGACAAGGAAAAGGACAAGGGCGAGCAUAAAAAGAAGCACAAGGACAAGGACAGACAGAAAAGUCGGCAUGCAUAG
Capronia epimyces CBS 606.96 is the source of this 3306-nucleotide messenger RNA. RefSeq names its product tRNA(Met) cytidine acetyltransferase. The record is from RefSeq and is a predicted model, not a curated record. Gene Ontology annotation, biological process: rRNA acetylation involved in maturation of SSU-rRNA. Gene Ontology annotation, molecular function: 18S rRNA cytidine N-acetyltransferase activity; ATP binding; tRNA binding. Gene Ontology annotation, cellular component: 90S preribosome; nucleolus. Bases 1 to 3306 code for a protein of 1101 amino acids. The transcript has 2 exons. NCBI's taxonomy places the organism in Eukaryota, Fungi, Ascomycota, Eurotiomycetes, Chaetothyriales, Herpotrichiellaceae.